CUCUCAGUUGGGUCUUUUAGUUCUUGAUUCUCCGCAAUCCUAUUCACUUGAUUUCGUUUGCGACCUUGUGAGAAUUACUUUGCUACACAAAGCUCGAGCUUACUACUUCAUUUCAAAAAGUGCUGGUUUCAAUUCAGUGAGCAAGGUUAUACAUCAUGCUUUCAACUCCCCACUCGGAGCCUGUAUCUAAAGACAAGAUUGAUGCAGAGUUGAAAUACGAUCCGUUCCCAGACUGCAACGAUUGUCUUCGCAUCGUUCGAGACACUGAGAGUUCUCGACAACGUGGCGAGGAUGGGGCUAGAGCACGUACAUUUUCCGAAAACGAAGACUCUUGGUCCGCAUCUCAAAUUUUCCACAGCGAUUGCGUUACUUGCACGGCUAGAGAAGAGUCAGAAACCCCACUUUGCACGUCUUGCCAACACCUGCGACUAGAGCAUCUCUCGUUCUGUAUGAAAGUCGAAGACCUCCCGGAAAAUGUGCCAGUACCACGCUCAGAGGUAGAUGCCUCGUGUCCCCUUUGUCAGAUCUUCGAUUAUGUUGCUGAAGGGAAAUCAUCGGCACAAAGAGAACCACUCGGGUAUCCGAUGUAUCUUACCCCUACUAGAUGGCGGGAUCAGGAGGUGCAGUGGCGUGUAACAGGCGAACGUUGGGGUUUCAAUGGGACCGGCGCAUUUCUGGUCGUUCAACGGACUGAACGAGGAGCAGUCAUGAGCCCAAUGUUGCAAGAUGAGACUAUUCACACUCUGAAGUAUUGUCUCCAAGACUGCAGCAACGAGCAUUCAUUCUGUCAGGCACCAUCGGACAUCCGGCUACCUGAGAAAUUCAGGCUCAUCGAUAUCAAGGAUAAGCGUAUAGUUCUUCGGUCUGACAGCGAUAUCAGUCAAGGAUACGUGGCUUUGAGCUACGUCUGGGGAUCCCUCAGAGACAUUGGCAGUGGUUCAUCGACAAACUCGAAUAUCGCCCAGAUGUCGACGUCUAUGGAUAUUUUAGAACUACCGAAAACCAUUCGAGAUGCUAUACAGGUUUGUGAAAAGCUAGGAGAGCGUUACAUCUGGGUCGAUCGUCUCUGUAUUGUGCAAGAUAACGAAGACGACAAGUUUGAUCAAAUCCAUGCCAUGGCGGGAAUCUACUCAGCUGCGAAGCUGGUGAUAGUCGCUGCCUCUGGAGACAAUAUGGAUGCAGGUCUAUCUGGGAUCAGCCAACCACGCAAUCCUCAAAAGUCACAGAUAUUUAGUGGCAUUCAAGUUAAUGUUCAGUUGGCGCCAAUGUGGGACACCGUUGAUAAGUCGACAUGGAACUCUCGGGCAUGGACAUAUCAAGAAGUCAUUCUUGCAAAGCGCAAACUAUUCUUCACCGAAGCACAAGUUUACUUUGAGUGUGUCUAUCGUAUAAAUCACGAAGAGACACUAGCAUAUCCAUCUUUUGACCCCUCAUUUCACGACAAAGAUCACUAUCCCACCUCGACCACGAGCUUAACGUACAAUGAUCUCGGUUGGAGCAAGGAUCAGGUUAGUAGCACCAUAUUAUCAUCUACGGGUGAGUCAUCAUGGAAAGCAUACCAGCGGCAUGUCCCACGAUAUCGUCACCGCAAAUUGAGUCACGAAUCAGACCUCUUGAAUGCACUAACCGGAAUCCUGAACGCCCUUUAUCCCGAGUCCGACAUAUACCAUGGGCUUCCUCUUCCUGAGCUCGACAUAGCUCUUCUCUGGACCCGACAGGCAGAUUGGCUCAGGAGGCAAGACAAGAGUGAAGCCAAGCUCUCCACAUUAUUCCCUUCAUGGUCAUGGGCAUCUUCCCCCGCGGAGAUCCCGAGCCUAUACAACGUUGAUUUCGAGUUCUACGGGACUCUUUGUCUAUGGUUUCGUCCCAGACCUACAGAUGGCCAGAGAUGUGAGCUGGAAGUAGUUUUAGCGAACACAAAGGCUGCUGCUUCAUGGCGCGAAUCCACAGGCUAUCUGAAUGACAAUGUUAUCCGCGUUCAUAUGGCUAGGGCUUUGCAACAUGGACUGGUAGAAUCCUGGAUAGAAGACAACGCCAUUGCUGGUCAGUGGGAGAAGCCUUCCGCUGAGCUGGAAACAUUCCUUCAAGAACAAUGGCCAAAAUACCCAGACUUCUGGAACGAUGUCUUUGGUCGAGAUGAUACACUUACCAGAGCACGUGGGAAGUUGCAAGGCAUUUCCGACAAACUCAAAGAUGGUCUCCUAGUCACCCGUGCUCAAGUUGCCAGGCUGAAGAUCAAAGGCUCGGGGACUAGCGCGCAAAUUCUCAAUGAUGCCGGGGAAAAAGUUGGAUGGUACGUCGAUGACACUAACCACCAAGUGGCCGAGCUUCAGCGAAACGGCCAAGAAAAGUUCGAAUUUAUUGCGCUGUCAGUCUCUGGAUCGGGAGCGGAAGCGACACAGAAGAACGCUUUUGAAGAUUCUGAGGGGAAUCUUCCCAAAGUUCUACCUAUAAUAAAAGCUAUGAUAGUUCGGAGAGAGGGAGAUUACUACUAUCGAAUCGGCCUCACACAGAUAUACAUGAAAUGUUGGGUGGAACUCAAUGCGCCGUUUCAGACAGUGUUGUUAGCUUGAGAUUGUGUUCGAGGGAUUAUGGAUUGUUGGCCUUGAAAGGUG
This is a messenger RNA of Mollisia scopiformis, 2615 nucleotides long. RefSeq names its product HET-domain-containing protein. The record is from RefSeq and is a predicted model, not a curated record. Bases 156 to 2573 code for a protein of 805 amino acids. The transcript has 2 exons. Lineage: Eukaryota; Fungi; Ascomycota; Leotiomycetes; Helotiales; Mollisiaceae.